AUGGCAGCAAAAAAACCACGAGCACAGGCGACCACUACCCCAGCGGUACCACCUACCUCGUCUAAAACAUCCCUCCGACGGUAUUUCGGAGAAAAACCGGAGAUGGAGAUCAAAUCCAAGAUGGCGGCGACGGAGAACUCUCCCGCGCACAGUGCACCAUCCAGCCCUGCACCCUCAGAAAACUCAUUAGAGGGCAACAACCUAAAAACCCUACUCUCACAAUUGCCAUCUAAACUAGACUUGGAACUGAUGUUUUCCAAGAUGGAGAGGAGCUUUGGGGACAAACUACAAUCGCUCCACGAAGAG
Molecule: messenger RNA, 306 nt
Organism: Pelobates cultripes (western spadefoot toad)
Lineage: Eukaryota; Metazoa; Chordata; Amphibia; Anura; Pelobatidae
Source: the annotation of a GenBank genome assembly